ACAGUCUUGAAGGAAUCUCGUCUGGUAUUGGACGUCAUUACUAUAUUACAUUCAAGAUUUCGGUUGUAUAGCUUCGAAAUCAAAGUCUAGCUAGGUGCUUUCUAUAUUUUUGCCUAGCUUGGUGGAUAAAUACAUUUAUAUGAAAAUCUAGCCCGUUACUUGCUAGCUGCCUAAAUGAGAGAACUAGCAUAUUGCUCGAGACUGAUUACUACAUUGAAAAAGUGUACUUUUCUCAAAUCCGUUUGAGAAAUGUAUGGAUGCGAUGGACCAGGAUAACAGGCCUGCAAAUUAAAAAAGAUUCCUGGGGCACAAGGAGACAUGUCUGAAGCCGAGACUCUAACCCAAAGUCCCUGGGCAUUGUCAGAGAUGCUGGGGAAAAGGAGACUGUGGGGCUUUGGGGCCCUUCUGGCCUGGAUGCUUUUGUUCCACUUGCUGGUGAAUAUUUGGCUGCUAUGCAUGUUCACAAGCCUCCUGGUGGUGCUGGGUGGCUGGUUGGGGUACCAGGCGGUCCUGGAUGCCAACAGCGUUCUGCACCUGGAGCACUUCAUCUCCCUGAAGAGGGUCCCCCACUCGCCUGAGAGCGAGUUGCAGCUGGACCGUGAGAUCCAGAGCACCAUCCGCAAGAUAAUCCGUGACUUUGUGUCAUCAUGGUACCGGUCUGUGUCCUCAGAGGAGGAGUUUGAGGUGGAGGUGCAGAGGGCCAUGCUGGCUGUGGCUCAGGGGCUGAAGGCCAGGGCAUGGAGGGUUGACAGGAAAGCCCUGACCCAGAGGGUCUUGGACUUGUGUGGGUGCCACCUGCAGAGCUACAUUAGGGUUAAAGAGGUCCUGGCCGAGCAGGGGAAGCAGCUGGUGGGAGAUGGAGAUGAAGAUUACCAUUGCUUGGACAGCAGCCUGUGGAAGAUGUAUUGUCAAGUGUGCAGGGCUCACCCAGCUAUGGAGAGCUCCGCUGCUGAGCUAAACUAUGCCAGGGCCAUUGUUGACCUGCUUUUGCAUGUGUUGGUUCCGCUCCCUCACCUGGAGACCAGAACGGGUCAGUUUGUAGUUGGAGAACUGAUUACCUGCAAUGUCCUCCUUCCCCUUAUUGCCAAAAUGUCCGAUCCAGACUGGCUGAAUUUGCUCAUCAUCGACAUCUUUGCAAAGUCCAGCAAGCAAGCUGCGGAAGAUGCGGAGGACCCGGAGACUACACCCUCACCUAUUCUAAUCGUACAGCCGCAGCAAGGGAAAUUACACACUCCCUGCUCAUUGACCCUGACAUUUCAGCCAGAAACAGCCCUUGUGACUGAAACCCUGCCUCCUGAGCUGGCUGCCUAUGAUGUCAUCGACCCUGCUGAGCUGUACUACCAGCAGGAUAUAGAAGAGGAGGCCAGGCCAGAAGGUCUGGCCAACCACAGCAAACCUGGGGGAGGCUGCACCCUGGACUACUUGAGACCUGACAUGUUUAACCCUUUCUACCAAGAGUCAGACUCCGACCAGGAGUCUCCCAUGUCUGAUUUCAAGAAAAGCUCCAUAGAGUCCCUGGUCCUGAUUGGCCCAGAGGAAGGGCUGACAGACAGGUUGUGUGGAUACGCUGCUGGUGUCGCAGACCAGGAGGAGGAGCUGCAGACCUGUCCAGGGCUAGGGGAGGGUUGCCCAAAGGUGUUUGUCACAGAAGACCUGGACCAGCCUGAAAACCAAGCGAGCAUGGUAGGAGCAAAAGGACAAAGGAAAAGUAGUUGGGGAAACAUCUACCAAGAUGCAGUCCAAGAGAAGGAGUCAGGCAGCAUUAAGCAAGCAGACCGAGGCGACCUGAAUGAGCUCUCCAUCGAGGGUCCCCUGCAGACUUCUGCCGCUGUUGCUGGGGGGGUCCCUCUGGCCACCUUUAGCUUUGAGCCCCUUGCCAGUCCAGAAGGCCCAGUGGUCAUUCAGAACCUGCGGAUCACUGGCACCAUCACAGCCAAGGAACACAAAGGUUCCGGCUCCCACCUUUACACCCUCUACACAGUAAAGUAUGAAACUACAGUAGAAACAGAGACCCCAGGCACAUUUCAUCCUGUUGCCUACCACACCGUGAACCGGCGCUACAGUGAGUUCCUAAACCUGCAGACCCGCCUGGAGGAGAAGCCUGAUCUGCGGAAGGUGAUAAAAAAUGUAAAAGGGCCAAAGAAACCUUUUCCGGAUCUUUCCUUUGGAAACAUAGACAUUGACAAAGUCGGAGCCCGGAAGGGCCAACUGGAGACAUUUCUUAAGCAACUCUGCACUAUUCCUGAAACUGCCAACAGUGAAGAGGUGCAGGAGUUUCUGGCUCUUAAUACUGAUGCAAGAAUAGCUUUUGUGAAGAAACCUUUUGUUGUGUCGAGGAUAGAUAAGAUUGUGGUGAACGCCAUCGUGGACACGCUGAAAACAGCAUUCCCUCGCUCAGAGCCCCAGAGCCCUACAGACGAGCCGGAGGGAGAGGGCGACGGGAAAGCGCAGUCUGAUGGGAAGAAGACCAAGUCUCGGCUCCGGUUCUCUAGUAAAAUCUCUCCUGCUCUCAACGUGGAUGAGCUGCAGCCCAAGGUGCAGUACUGCUUCAGUGAGGGGAGCACAGUGUUCAGUGGCCUCUCCCUAACCGCAUUGGAGGGUUUCCUGAAGGAGCAGGAGAAGGCUCUGAGCCGGUCACGAGGCCUCCAGGCUCAGGAGGAAACAAAGAGCAUUGAGGAGAAUGGGGAUUCGCCUGGCUCUGCAUGUCUGGACAAGAAAGUGCAGGGAGCUGCAGAGACAGCGCUGGCGGACGUGGCCUUGAACAUCCUCUGCUUGCUCAUGAAGGACCAGUGGAGCUGGUUGUGUACGGAGAACGUCCAGAAGACUAUCAGGCUGCUGUUUGGAACCUUCAUUGACAGGUGGCUUGAUGUAGGUAUGGCUAACCUGACCAGUACCCCUUGCUGGGUCAUCUACCUGCGGGUUCUUCAGGAAGCCAUCUGGCCUGAGGGCACCCUCCCAGUCCAGCCCCGCCCAGCCCGCAGCAGCCAGCAGAAGGAGGAGACCAGGCAGCAGUCCCUGCAGUGUCUAAUGAAACUGCUCCCAGAUCUGAUCCCAGACCUGCUGGGUUCUGAGAAGUACAGGCUGAGCUGGCAGGCUGUCCUGGAGUCACUGCAGGACCCCCAGAUCAACAGGCACCUGGUGUACAGCGUGUGUGACCUGCUGCUGGAGGUCCUGAUCCCUGAGUCUUCUGAUGAGGUCUUUCAGAGAUCUCUGCUGGGCAGCCUGUGUGGGGCCACGAGAAGGCCAUCGCUGUGAAAGUGCAGACACGGGCACGGACAGUCACACCCGCGCAUGCACACUGAUGCAUGGACACACACACCCACCGGCGCGCGCACACACCCACAUGCGCACACAUGCACACAGACGCACGGACACACACACCCACACGCGCACAGACGCACGGACACACACGCCCAUGUGCGCGCACACACAGAUGGACGGACACACACCAGUGAACACAGGAAUUAUGCAAUGAACAUGUGAAUGAAAACAAACGCGCUGUGCACACACACCCACGUGCGCAGACACUCUCUCUCACACACACACACACAGAUGCACGGACACACACCAGUGGAUGCAGGAAUGUACGCAAUGAACAUUCCUGCGCAAUGAAAACAAACACAGUGUGAACACCCAAACGAACAUGCACGUACAGUCUAACACACACACCCAUGUGCGCACUCACACCCUCUCACACACACAGACGCACGCACACACACUAGUGGACACAGGAAAUACGCAAUGAACAUGUGAAUGAAAAUAAACACACCGUGCGCACACACACAACCAGGCAUACAGACACACACCCGUGGAUAAAGGAAAGGAACCCAAGCAACAUGUAAAUGAAAACAAAUGCAGUGUGUACACACACCUACGCGCGCACGCAUACUCUCACGCACACAGACACACGGACACACUCCAGCGGAUACAGGAAUGUACGCAAUGAACAUGUGAAUGAAUACAAAUUCACUGUGCACAUACACGCGUGCAGGCGCGCGCGCACAUGCACACACACACACACACGAAAAGCAGGACAGGCGCUGUGGUAAGAAAGCCCCCGGCCCUUAUGCCAGUCCACAGCGUUCAUUACCAGGCCUCCUGUUUCACAGCUCGCCAGGAUGAGUCUCCAAUCGGCCCUCACCGGAUCUGAAUCCAUGGACCUCUCUACACUUAACAUGCCCUCAUUAUUCCCAUAUCCGACUAACUGGGUUCACAUUACCAGCUACAGUAAUCAUCCACUCUCACCACUCUACUCCACCUGGGGCCUCUUUUUCUGGAAUUAAGGCUUUGUGGAGAUGCCCACAGAACUCGGAGGGGUGUUUUCUAGGUGUUUCCGCUCGAUGUUUACCACAUUGUGUCCUGCUUAUUUCUAUUGUGCUUGUUGUUAAGGAACAUCUGGGGUGUUGUGCGUAGGAAUCUGGCGCCAAGGGCUUGACGUAUUUGCCGUUCGCGCUUUGAAGUGCUCUGGUGUUGCAGUUACAUGCGUAUAAUGCGAGCGUCUGGUAAAUCAUCUGUGUGUGUGUGUGUGCCAAGCCACCUGAGAAACAAGAAGACUUUAUCUGUUUAUUGCACUCAUUUUGUGAUACACUCAGAGUUCCAAUUUCAUUUCAAGUGCUAUGAGGAUGAAGUGGAAGAUCAUUCCAGAAGGAAAUGCAAUACCUCAUAGCUCUUUAAUGAGAGAGAAUAUGCAUACGUUCUUAAUACACUGUAUUAAAAAGGGCUUUGUAGCCAGCUUUAGCAUUCCCUAAGUGUUUUAAAAAAAUUAGGAGAAACGCAUUCCAGAAAUGAAUACAUUAUUUUUUUAUAUUAUUUGUGUGUAUACCAGUUAUAGUAUAUAUGCACCUCUAUUAACUUUAUGUCUUGUAUACCUUACAGUUUUGCCUUUAGCAAAUUCACAGGAAUAUCUUAUUCCCCUUUUAAUGCAUGAACAAUGAAUUGGACAGUUGAUAUAUGACUUCCCACGAUAAGAGUUUCUAGAUGAACCUUCAGACGAUGCACAGGUUGCAAAGAAGGUCCUAGUAAGUAGUGUUUAAAAAGAGAUACUGCUGAAAUGUAUUCUCAGCUUUUAGUCAGUAAGACACAAACUCCAUUAACCCAAGAACAGGUGUGUUUGCAAAUGAGAAAAUAAUAAGCACUGUUAAUGUGUUCAUGUUUUAACCUCAGAUUAUGCAGUAUAUUUUCCCAAAUUAUUUACUGUCAGUGUGUUAGUUGAUCUGACAGAGGAAAGAGAAGAGACUCAAUGUACAGUAGACAUAUGAUGUAGUUAUAUUUGACAUUUUCCAGGCAGUUACUUUUUGAUUGAUAUUUAUUUAUUCAUUUAUUAUGUAUUUAUUUAUUAAUUCAUUCAUUCAUUUGGUUAAAUGUAAGUGGCAAUUGUCUUUGUAUCAAAUAUAUCGGUGCACAUUGAGAACAGAAGUGACAUAGCUGUAGCCAUUGCUGUAAAAUUGCACAUGGCCUGUCUGAUUGACCUAUACAGUCUGAUCGACCUUCCUGAUUUGAUUCAGUAGUACAAAAAAGAUUAUUAGAUAUUAGAGGAACACAGGAGAUUACAAAGUAGUUUCAUAAAGUCUCAAAACCCUUUAUAAAGAUUGUUUUGUUCAAUAGCAGGACAAGAGAAUUACAGUCUUUGUGUCUGUAUGUUCACUUGGACAAUAGCACAAGUAUAAAAUAGCCAACAUGUAUGACCUAAGCAUCAUGGGAAACAGUGUUUAUGGCACUAUAUUAUGAUACAGAUACAGUAUGGUACAGAAGUCAUAGAAAGAGCUUUGCUUUUCCAAUGAGAAGUCCUUUGAUGCUAGUCCUCUAGUCAAUAUUUAAUGCAGUGUUAUGGCACAUGUGCUACAGUAUGGUUAUAGUGAGAGUGCAGUACAUUCUUGUUGUUGCACAGUGAAGAUUUGGCUAUUUGAAAUGCUGUCAGUUGUUUAUGUUGUUGGAGUGACCAACAUACAGAGUAUUUCUUGUCUGUACGAGUGCUAAUGAAAUCAUUUUCAGAACAAUAAAAAAGAAAGACAUCAAA
Messenger RNA from Conger conger (European conger), 6016 nucleotides. RefSeq names its product sorting nexin-19-like. Lineage: Eukaryota; Metazoa; Chordata; Actinopteri; Anguilliformes; Congridae. Gene Ontology annotation, cellular component: early endosome membrane; intracellular membrane-bounded organelle. Gene Ontology annotation, molecular function: phosphatidylinositol binding. The coding region runs from base 319 to 3255 and encodes 978 amino acids. The transcript has 12 exons. The record is from RefSeq and is a predicted model, not a curated record.